Knipowitschia caucasica is the source of this 2787-nucleotide messenger RNA. NCBI's taxonomy places the organism in Eukaryota, Metazoa, Chordata, Actinopteri, Gobiiformes, Gobiidae. The record is from the annotation of a GenBank genome assembly.
AUGGACGAGUUCGACGUCCAUGGACGUCAAAGGUUCUCUUUUGACGAAUCUGAUUCAAUCAACGACCAAGACUCUCACUACACACAACUGCAGCAAGAGCUGGAGAGUGAUGCUCUGAACCUAGAGGUCGAGACCUGGAGUCUGGCUGUGGACCAGAGCUACAUCAAGGACCUCAGCAAAGAGGCAGUGAAGAGACAGGAGGUCAUCUAUGAGCUGAUGCAGACAGAGAUGCACCAUGUCCACACACUGAAGAUCCUCUUGUACGUUUACAUGUACGAGCUCAAACAGUCAGGGCUGGUGGACGACCAGCGGCUCGAGCGGCUGUUUCCAGCCGUGGAUGCACUGCUCUCUCAUCACCAACACUUCCUUGAUGGACUGAAGAGGAGACAAAGACAGAGCCAAGAGAUGGAGGGAGACAACAACAACUACCAGAUCACUCAGCUCGGAGAUAUCAUAAUCACACAGUUUUCUGGUUCUGUGGGAGAGGGGAUGAAGCAGUGCUACAGCAUCUUUUGCGGUCACCAGAACGAUGCUACCAAGUUUUACAAAGAGCAACUUCAGAACAGCAAAAAGUUUCAUAACCACAUAAAGAAAAUCGGACAGCUGCCCGUAGUGCGGAGAAAGGGAAUUCCCGAGUGUUUUCUGUUGGUGACACAGAGAAUUACAAAAUAUCCUGUACUGAUCGAGAGGCUCAUCAAAAACACUGAAGCUGACUCAGACGAGCACAAGUCUCUGGUGCACGGACUGUCUCUGAUCAAAGACACCAUCGAGCAGGUGAACUCUCAGGUGAGGGAUUAUGAGCAGGUGCUGAGGCUGCGGGAGAUCUGCUCCAGACUGGAGCCCAAGUCCCAGGGCCGAGUGUCAGAGGAGCGAGUCUUCAGACGGGAAGACCUCAUGCUGAACAACAGGAGCCUGCUCCACGAGGGUGCCGUGGUGUGGAGAACCCCUGGAAGACAGAAAGAGAUCCAUGCCGUGUUGCUGUCAGAUGUUCUCAUCCUUUUACAGGAGAAGGAUCAGAAAUAUGUGUUUGCAACUAUGGAUAAGACUCCUCCGGUGAUCUCUCUUCGGGGCCUGAUUGUGCGAGAGGUGGCUCUGACGGACAAAGGCAUGUACCUCAUCUGCUCCUGCACCUCCAACAUGUACGAAAUCCACACCAGCUCCAAUAAGGAGCGCGACGUCUGGAUCCACCACAUCCGGGAGGCCGUUAACAGCUUCAUCGAUGAAGAGGAGUUAUACGGUGAAGAAACAGUGCAAUUACAAAAAUUUCAAAGAAAUCUGAAGGAGUGCGAUGAGAAGCUGCGUCAGAUCGUGGAGAUGAAGCAGCAGAUCUGUGUGUCUCAGUUUGAGGCUGUGACGGGGCACGAGUGUCCACACACGGGGCUGUUACUGAGAGCUGAUGCCACAGACCUCCAGCAGGGGGAGACACUGCUCCAAGAAGCCAUCAGUGAAGUGGAGAGUCUGCAGAACCUGCUCAUGAUGAAGAUCAAUCAGAAGCAAAGUGAAAAAUUGGACUCUUUUGGCGACAUCAACGACGACUGCACUCCCAAUUCAAAUGGAGAUGUUGUCUAUGACCCUGAGCCCCCGACAGACCUUCCAUUUGAGGAAACCGUCUACUCCGAAGGUCUUGAACUGUCGGCUGAUGGGGAUGAUACAGGAGUGCCACAGAGCUCGAUCACUAAAGAACCUUUGCCAGAAGAAGACACACACUUGGUCUAUGAGAGGACUGUGCUUCUGGCUCAAAGACUGAACAGUUUACAGGUAGUGUUUUUGCGGCACAGCAGCGAGGUGGAGUUGCUGCGCGCCUCUCAGUCCAAGAGCAAACGUUCAGCUCGAGGAAGCGCUCUGUUGGAGCAGGAGAACCAGCGCAACCUGGAGCGGCAGAAACAGGAGCUGUCCAACCUGCACAAGAUGCAGGAGCAGCAGCGGGAGGAGCAACAGCGCUGGGAGAGGGAGCGUGAGAGGCAGAUGGUUCAGCUGGAGGUGCUGCAGGAGGAGGUGCAGAAGAAGGAGGAUGAGUGUAGACGCAGGGAGGAGCGGCUGAAGGAGGAGCGCACGGAGCUGGAGACGCACAGGGACCAUUACCAACAAGACCUGGAGCGACUGCGCGAGAGCCUCAAGAGUCUGGAGAGGGAUCGCGACCGGCACGAGCAGGAGAAGAAGAAGGUGGAGAAGCUGAAGAGACACAUGAGUUUGGCCAACCCCUCCCUCAACGUGGACGACCCCAAAAGUCUGCUUAGUUACUCGUCCUUCAGGAGCACGGCCAGCUCUGUGGGAAACAUCACUGCGGCGCCGUAUGUUAAACUAUCAAAGGCGGAGCCCAAAGAGUUUCCUCCAAAAGUUCCCCCCCGAGGAGAGAGCAUCAGCCCCAAACCCUCCAAGCCCUAUGUGCCCAUCCAACUGCGCAGCACCACCAACAAUGCCAGCCCUGUCCUCCGGCCAGGGGGCACUAUCGAGCAGGUCAUUCCCACCAAACUGGAGGUCAGCAGCAAGAAGCCCAAGACCAAACCCUCGCACAAGAGAACCAACAGUGCAGCAAACAUAGACGUGCGGGAGUUGGUGCCAAUCCGAGCGUCCGGGAAAGAGGGAGGAAGUCUGAGGGCGCACAGGACGUCCAGCCCCCAACGGAUCUACAAGACCGACCUGUUCACUCCGCCCGGACCCUCCCAGAACAUAAAGCCGUCUCCGUCCUUCGCGUCUCACACCCGCGAGAGAGAAGCUCCGCCCCCUGCUCCUCCCCCCUUCCCCAAAGACCUGGACCCUCUGCUCCCCAAGGAGAUCUUCCUCUGA